Punctularia strigosozonata HHB-11173 SS5 is the source of this 3070-nucleotide messenger RNA. RefSeq lists its product as uncharacterized. NCBI's taxonomy places the organism in Eukaryota, Fungi, Basidiomycota, Agaricomycetes, Corticiales, Punctulariaceae. Gene Ontology annotation, molecular function: heme binding; oxygen binding. Bases 111 to 1028 code for a protein of 305 amino acids. The record is from RefSeq and is a predicted model, not a curated record. The transcript has 6 exons.
GCCCACCUUCCAUCUUCGCAUCUAAGCUCCACUUCUAUCUCCACGAUUGCACCAGCUCCUUUGUUUCUGCCCCCUCGCCAGCUUAGAUCGCGCGACACACACUGGACGAUAUGCCUGCCGAAAGCCCCGAGAUAGCCGAGAGCGUCUCCCUGCUCAAGAUCGAGGAAGAGGGCGGCGAGGGCGAGCAGUCCGCGCCGAAGACGUGCCCGGUCUCCGGAGCCUCCGCCAGCGCCGACAUCCCCAAGAGCAUGCCUAUCCACGUCUCCGACGGUCUCUCGCUCCAGACCGACACGGACGACACGCUCUCCGUGCACUCGGACAAGUCCGAGAACACCGUCGGCUCGUCCAACAUCCUCCACCAAGAGGAGAAGCAGACGUGCCCCGUCGUGUUCACGCAGGAGGUCGACGAAGACCUGCUCCGCACCUCGCUCGAGGACCGGAUCGCGUACACCACCGACUUCCUCAACUUCACCGACCGGGAUUCGAAGAUCAUCGCCGAGAUUGGGCCGAUAGUGAAUCAGUUCAUACCCGGGAUGGUGGACGAUAUGUACGCGAAACUGUUUGAAUUCGACGUCACGAAGAAGAUUUUCAUGGCGAGGAACGAGGGUUUCAACGGACCCCUUCCUGAGAAGUUGGAAGAUCUCACAUUAGACAGCCCUCAGAUCACCUUCCGUAAAGUGUUUUUGAAGUCCUGGGCCCGUCGUGUGUUGACAACGGAUUAUUCGAAUGGAAAGGCGUGUUUUUUCUAUUGUAUGGGUACUUGGGCAUACAUGGACAAAGUCGGGAUAAUGCACACCGGCGAAUCUCCCUUCAAGCACCAGCGGACGAUGGGCAUCCCGCCACUGAAUGUCCCAUAUCGGGACUGCGCGUUGACGCUCGGGUGGGUACAGACCGUUAUACAGACCGCCAUCCUCCAGGUACCGGAGGAACGUCUGCCCAUGGCGAAGAAGAUCGAGGGCAUCCAGGCCCUUACGAAGGUUAUGUGGUUACAAAACGACUUCUUUUCCCGGCACUACGUUAAGGAAUGAUUGAACAUAAUGCAGUCCCGAAUGUAUCGUCGAUCUGUAUACUACUACUAUAAUUGCCUACCUUGAUACAACUGAGCCCGGUGAGCAGAGCUCCGCCUGAGAGCUCCACGAUCAAGCGCUUUUCCUGCAGAGGUAUCGGCGCGCAUCGGCUUCUGAUGGGGAACCGUACUCGCGAGUUGACCAGGAGCGAAAUGGAAAGGCGUACGCUCACCACGAUCGCGACGGCUUGUGCCACGACCAGUCGUCGACCUCCGUUGCCGAGGCGUACAGUUGCGCCAGUACUUCGCCACCCACACCCUCUUCCUCUUCAUCGUCCUCGCUCGACGUAUGGAUUAGCUCGAUGUCCACGACGGCGCUGAGUUCCUCUGCGAGAGCACGAUCCAACUCGCGAUAGAACAUCGACUGGGACUCGAGAUCGGCCAGGAGCCGGAGCCGCUUCAAGUUGCCGCUUUCCACCCUAUGAGUAAUCAUGCCCUUGCAGGUCACAUCGCUAACCAGCGUUUCGCCGGACAACGCCAGGACCUCCAGGCCCUGGCAGUGCGUAUCUUGCCCGUAGACGUCCAAAGCGUUCACCCAGUUCCCGAGGUAGUAGCAAUGGUAGACCGUCAGGAAACGCGCGCCGGGGAAGAGGGCGAGGAGGCCCACGACGUCGCUUGACCGGCAGCCCUUGAAGGUCACGCUCUGCACGCCGGCGUACGGGUUGGCGCCACCGUCGGCGAGCUCCAUCACGUACCCGAAGCUCUCCUCCGUGCUAUCGUCGACCGCGUCGCUCGCGGAGUGGUCCGUGAAGUGGACGGCCUUCAGCACCGGCGCCCGAAGCAUCAGCAGGAUAUCGCACAUGACGGCCCACUUGGCGCUCUCGAGAUGGAGGUAGAGUAGCGAUGGAACGUGGAAAGGUUCCGAACCCUGGAACGGCCCCCCGACCAGGGGUACGACGCCUCCCAAUCCGAGGCUGAGGCAUUGGAGGUUCGGCGACGCCUGAAGGACCAGGGAAAGGGAUAAGAGGGUGUGUCCACUGUCGUAACUGGCGGGGAUCCCCAGGUGCAGCGCGGUGACCCCGCUCAUGAUGUUGAACCCGUGACGGCUGAAGCAUUGCUCGAUCCGCAUAACAGCGAGGUUGGGCGAUGACACAGUGCGUCUGACCCUCGUAGUCGGGCUCCAGCGUGGGUGGAGUUGAUAUAGCUCAGCCUCGGUGUAAAGUGGAUUGUAGUCCGUGAGCAGGAGCUCUUUCAGGGCGGGUAUGUGAACAUCCGUGAGCAAACGCAUAACGAGCCCGGUUUCCUCAGCACGGUGCCCUCUGAUUUCGAGAGUUUCCCAACGAUGCGAAUAUCUCUUGAGCGACUGUAUGCAUAGCUCGAGUCGGUUAGCGACGUCGUAAGCCGCUGCUUCGGCUUCGUUCGGAUCAUUGGGGAGGCGAACGUAAGGCGGGAGGUCGAGCGAGAUGUCGAGAGGGAGAGAUCCAGAGUGUCGAAGGUAGCGGUCGACCUUGCGGAAAUCGCGGUGCGUGGUGAUUUCUAUCCGUGUCCAGAACGAGGGGUAAUCCUCUAUGACGCCUUUCCAGAAUUUGCAGACUCCCGUCAGGUAACCUGCAUCGUGAGGCCCCAAUGCAUGAUAAUGUUUUGAUAUUUCCAGAACCAGCUCAGUCGGAAGACGAUCAACGCUUGCGCUGUUGGAAUAGCCCACGUUCACAGGUGGACUGAGGAUAAAGCCUAGGCCGGUGCAUCCAGUAGUGAACUGCGGCAUCAGGCAGACUGUUUGGCCUCCUUACGAGCCGAGAGUCCAAAAGUGUGCCGCGGUCGCUGAUCUCCCAUCCUCGCGGGCAAAUAUAUAGCGAUCCUAACAGCAAACAACAUGGACCUCAACAAUGAUUUCUCUCCAAUGGCAACUCGUCAGCCAAGCGCCUCGUUGCAUACGAUAAGAUCGAGCUCAUGGCCACAGCUCCGCGGAGUCAUCACUUGUACACUGCCUAGGCGAGCCUCGAGGAUGUAAAAAGAGCGACAACAAUGGACUCGACGGAGCGUCCUUGAGCUCGAGGUAUGCGG